This is a messenger RNA of Theobroma cacao (cacao), 938 nucleotides long. RefSeq names its product CASP-like protein ARALYDRAFT_485429. Lineage: Eukaryota; Viridiplantae; Streptophyta; Magnoliopsida; Malvales; Malvaceae. Gene Ontology annotation, cellular component: membrane. The record is from RefSeq and is a predicted model, not a curated record.
UGGAGAUAACCAUUCGGAGAAAAGACAGAGUCUCAACUCUGUCCAAAUGUAAGAAUGAAGAGAGAGAAUAUAUAUUGACCCAAUAAACCAUCAGGAAAAAUUUGGUAACCUUUUUUAUGCAGAGUAACCAUCACGUCCUUUUCCUCUCUUUUCUUCUUUCUGUUCUAAUUUCUUCAUCAUAGGAAACAGAAAAAAAAAAGCCAGAGGUUGUUUUUCCUUUUGAACAAACUUGUCAGGAUCAUUUUUUUGCGGGGGGAAAUUAAAGAUGAAGAAACAGAGAGAUAAGUUUGCAUGAAGGAUGAUGGAGAGAGUGCCAGGGGCGUUGGGAACAAGCGCCAGCUUGGCUCUUCGUUUGGGACAAACCAUUUUCUCCUCUGCUUCACUUCUCUUCAUGUGUUUGGAUGUUGAAUUCUAUAGCUACACUUCUUUUAGUUACUUGGUAACAGUCAUGGGUUUAGUAACUCCAUGGAGCGUUUCAUUAGCAUUGGUUGAUGCAUAUUCCGUGUUUGUUAAAUGCUUACCGCGACAUCCAAGGGUACUGCUGAUCCUCAUUGUGGGAGACUGGGCCUUGUCUUUUCUCUCACUAGCCGCGGCCUGCUCAACUGCUAGCGUUACCAGUCUCAUCGUCAGUAGUGCUGGCCCGUCAGGUUGCCCAUCAAGGUUAUGUAGUAGAUAUCAAUUGUCUGCGGCUAUGGCUUUCUUGUCCUGGUUCCUAUCAUUCGCUUCAACUCUCUUCAAUCUUUGGCUCCUUCCAUCUCUGUAACGUCCCCAUUUUUCACACACAGAAAACCCAGUAGGCAAAUCUUGACAGGUUUCUUAGGUACUCAAAAUUUGAGGAUUGUACAUUGACUGUAUGUCAUAUACAAACAACAAAAUCUCGAACGAUCGAAAUUGGAUUUCCAUGAUUUUGAAUAAAGGUUAAUGCCAAUUCACGUUUU